AUGGCACCUUCAGCCAUAACCCCACCACAAGGAGUUCAGCAAACGGCUGAACUCACAGCCUCUGCAAUCGCCCACAAGAUUGCUGAGACAGCUCCUGAAUUGAAGAACGGGACCAAUGGCGUGGAGACCUCCCUCCGCUCACUCGAUGCGUCCAAAUUGAUCUUUACAAGGACAACGACUCCUAUGAACGUCCCUCGAGCAGGAGACCCCAUCAUAGCUACCUCGUCGCAGUGCACUGAUCACAUGAUAACUGCUAAAUGGAACUCUACCACUGGAUGGGAUGCUCCAGAGUUGAGGCCUUACGGAAAUUUAUCUUUGGCUCCUACUGCUUCUUGUUUGCACUACGCUACGGAAUGCUUUGAGGGACUUAAGAUGUAUAGAGGAUACGAUGGGAAGCUGAGACUCUUUAGACCAGAUUGCAAUUGCAGGCGCAUGUUGACUUCCGCGACACGCAUUUCGUUGCCCGGCUUCGAUCCAAAGGAGCUCGAAAAGUUAUUGAUCGCUAUGAUAGCUGUGGAUGGGCCAAAAUGGUUACCAGAACCGGGCACUUUGUUGUACUUGAGACCCACCAUGAUUGGAUCAGGAGGAGCUCUUGGUGUUGCUGCUCCCAAGGAAGCAACUCUAUUCAUCAUCUCAACAUUCAUGCCCUCAUUAUCCUCACCAAACGGCUUAAAGCUACUCGCAUCCCAAGACGGAGUCCGGGCGUGGCCCGGUGGAUUCGGAUACGCCAAGGUGGGAGCCAACUACGGGCCCUCUCUGAUGGCCAACAGCGAAGCCCGAGCCCGCGGCUAUGACCAAGUUCUCUGGCUCCUGGACGGUCUCGUUACAGAAGCUGGAGCAAGCAAUUUCUUCGUGGUGUGGAGGUCGAAGGAGGGGAAGCUGCAAUUGGUUACUGCGCCGUUGGGCGGCAAGAUUAUCCUCGAUGGAGUCACGCGCCGAAGUAUCUUACAAUUGGUACGCGAGAGGCUUUCUGAUAACUCUUCGGGCUUGGAUCCUAUUGAGGUUGUCGAGCGCCAGUACACUAUGGAUGAGGUUGUUGAGGUUGUAAAGGAGGGUCGGAUGGUUGAGGCUUUCGCUGCUGGCACUGCUUAUUUCGUUUCCCCUGUCUCCGUCAUUAGCUACAAGGGCGAAGACCUCCAGAUUCCUAUGGCCAAGGGAGAGACUGGCGAGUACGCCGGUUUGAUCAAGGACUGGCUUGUAAACAUCAUGUACGGGAAGGACCAGCACGAGUGGGGUGUUGUUAUCGAUGAGAAGGUUGAUAAUUGA
Molecule: messenger RNA, 1266 nt
Organism: Lachnellula hyalina
Lineage: Eukaryota; Fungi; Ascomycota; Leotiomycetes; Helotiales; Lachnaceae
Gene: bcaA
Product: Branched-chain-amino-acid aminotransferase
Exons: 5
Coding region: 1-1266 (421 amino acids)
Biological process (GO): L-valine biosynthetic process; L-leucine biosynthetic process
Cellular component (GO): mitochondrion
Molecular function (GO): branched-chain-amino-acid:2-oxoglutarate transaminase activity
Source: RefSeq, a predicted model, not a curated record